Messenger RNA from Ixodes scapularis (black-legged tick), 1656 nucleotides. RefSeq lists its product as uncharacterized. The annotation marks the transcript as partial. The record is from RefSeq and is a predicted model, not a curated record. The transcript has a single exon. Gene Ontology annotation, molecular function: RNA-DNA hybrid ribonuclease activity; nucleic acid binding. Lineage: Eukaryota; Metazoa; Arthropoda; Arachnida; Ixodida; Ixodidae.
GUAUCCAUACACGCUGAUGAUAUCUGUUUCUGGGCGUGUAGUAGGUCUCUCUACGUAAACAGAGCAAGACUACAGAAAGCAAUAAACAUCACAGCACGCUACCUCCACGAGCGGGGUCUGCAUAUAUCACCGGACAAAUCAGCGGUGAUGGCAUUUAGCAGAAAACACACGGACAAAUACCCAAUCGUGAUCGAUGGAAAACCAAUUCCUUACGUCACUGAACACACAUUUCUGGGUGUCACUCUCGACGGGCAACUGACAUGGAGCCCCCACAUAAAGCGCCUAAAGAAAAAGCUGACCGCGUUUACCGAUAUGAUCAGAAUGAUUAGUGGGACUAAAUGGGGAUGUUCUGUCUCUGCGCUAAUGGCCCUGUACAACGCUCUGUUUCUCGGCCUUAUGCGCUACAGUCUUCCUGUUAUGCAUAAUGUAUCACGGUCUGUUCUUAAAGAAUUAGAACGUGCCCAAGCACAAGCUCUUCGAGCUUGCUUAGGACUGCCGAAAUGCACAUCGAAUGUGGGAACUCUGGCUGAAGCACGAGCAGUUUCGCCCGCCAUUUUAAGGACACAAGAAACGUUGCGAGCUCAUCUUCGUCACAAAACUCGAAUACAUAAACAUCAUCUAGCAGAUAUCACAACAGAGAGACCAUCCUCAGGAUUUGCCCAAGUAGUCACGCUUUUGCAGGAUUAUAUUCCCAGAUCAUUUGAAGCGGCUACAAUUCCAAGAUAUCCGCCGUGGAAGUACCCCCACUUAGAAAUCAGAACAAGUAUCCCAGGGAUCACUUCGAAAACAAAAAUGUCUGCGCCAGUGAUCACCCAGAUUGCUCUUGAAUACAUCAAUAAAUCAUACAACUCAUUCCGCCACAUCUACACUGAUGGCUCUACAAUGACGUCAUCAUCGGCUCUGGGAGUCUACAUUCUUUCUAUGAGAACAUCCAUAAAAGCAAAGCUGAGCCACGUCACCUCAUCAACGGCGACAGAGCUCGCGGCAAUUCGAGCAGCAGUGACACAGGCGGGAACUGAAAAACCUCAAUUUUGGGCAAUAUUUGUUGACUCGAAGCCCUCUCUCUACAUCCUCUCCUCGAUGAAAAAAAGUGGCCCAUAUCUACAACUUGCACAAGAUAUUUUGGAAGCAGCUCGCCAAGCUUCGUGCCAGGGACACCAUUUUAUCCUACAGUGGGUUCCUGCCCACUCCGGUAUAACCGGAAAUAUUCUUGCCGACAGAGCUGCUAGAGAUGCCCACGAGAGCAUUGUUAUUGUCUCUAUUCCAUUCUCGAGACCAGAUUCAAAUAGCAUGAUAAGAAACAUCGGCCAAGAAAUAACAUCGUCUCUUUGGGAAAACCCUCAAUACCACUACAGACAUCUUUACAAUAUUGAUCCUAAGCUACAGUUUCGGGCUCCACGAGGUUUACCAAGACAAACGGAGACCGUGCUACACCGCUUACGGCUAAAAGUUGCGUAUACCAACAGCUACCUUCACAAAAUCGGAAAAGCUCAGGCUCCUGAAUGUGCAUCCUGCGGCGGCGUCCAUAACAUCCAACAUGUAGUGUGCGAAUGCGAGGAGUACAGCCAUGAAAGGCAGUUAAUGAAGAAACGGCUCAACAUCAAAGAGAAAGAACAAAUAAGCAUCGACAUCGUGUUUGGUCCCUGGAUGACAUCU